AUGGCCUCCGUUCUGCCGGAUACUGCGUCGGAUGGCAAGGCCCUGACGGACGCCUGGGACUACAAGGGUCGCCCCGCCAGCCGCGCCACCACCGGCGGCUGGGCGUGCGCCGCCAUGAUCCUAGGCGCGGAGCUGUUCGAGCGGAUGACGACGCUGGGCAUCGCGGUGAACCUGGUGCCGUACAUGACCGGCACGAUGCACCUCGGCAAUGCUUCCGCCGCCAACACCGUCACCAACUUCAUCGGCGCCUCCUUCAUGCUCUGCCUCCUCGGCGGCUUCGUCGCCGACACCUACCUCGGCCGCUACCUCACCAUCGCCACCUUCACCGCCGUCCAGGCCACGGGCGUGAUGAUCCUGACGAUCUCAACGGCGGCUCCCGAUCUACGUCCACCGCCGUGCGCGGACGCGAAGGGCGCGAGCGCCGACUGCGUGCGGGCCAACGGGACGCAGCUCGGGGUGCUGUACCUGGGGCUGUACCUAACGGCGCUGGGCACGGGCGGGCUCAAGUCCAGCGUGUCGGGGUUCGGCUCCGACCAGUUCGACGAGUCCCACGCCGGCGAGCGGCGGAAGAUGCUGCGCUUCUUCAACUGGUUCUACUUCUUCGUCAGCAUCGGCGCGCUGCUGGCCGUCACGGCGCUGGUGUACGUGCAGGACAACGUGGGGCGCCGCUGGGGCUACGGCGUCUGCGCCGUCGGCAUCCUCUGCGGGCUCGGCGUCUUCCUGCUGGGCACCAGGAGGUACCGCUUCAAGAGGCUGGUCGGGAGCCCGCUCACCCAGGUGGCUGCAGUGACGGUCGCCGCGUGGAGCAAGCGCAAGCUGGCGCUGCCGUCUGACCCGGACUUGCUCUACGACGUCGACCACGCGGCGGCCGACGUCGUCAAGGUGAAGGAGAAGCUGCCCCACAGCAAGGAAUGCAGGUUCCUCGACCACGCGGCCAUCAUCGACGGCGCCGGCGAGUCACCGGCGACGGCGAGCAAGUGGGCGCUGUGCACCCGGACGGACGUGGAGGAGGUGAAGCAGGUGGUGCGGAUGCUGCCCAUCUGGGCCACCACCAUCAUGUUCUGGACCAUCCACGCGCAGAUGACCACCUUCUCGGUGGCGCAGGCCGAGGUCAUGGACCGGUCCAUCGGCUCGGGGGGCUUCCUCAUCCCCGCGGGCUCCCUCACCGUCUUCCUCAUCGGCUCCAUCCUCCUCACCGUGCCCGUCUACGACCGCCUCCUCGCGCCGUUCGCGCGCCGCCUCACGGGGAACCCGCACGGCCUCACCCCGCUGCAGCGCGUCUUCGUCGGCCUCCUCCUCUCCGUCGCCGGCAUGGCCGUGGCGGCGCUCGUCGAGCGCCACCGCCGGACGGCCGCCUCCUCCGAGCACGGAGUCACGCUCACGGUGUUCCUGCUCAUGCCGCAGUUCGUGCUCGUCGGCGCCGGCGAGGCCUUCACGUACAUGGGCCAGCUCGCGUUCUUCCUGCGGGAGUGCCCCAAGGGCAUGAAGACCAUGAGCACGGGCCUGUUCCUCAGCACCUGCGCGCUCGGGUUCUUCUUCAGCACUCUGCUCGUCACCAUCGUGCACAAGGUCACGGUCCACGGCGGCGGCCGCGGGGGUUGGCUCGCCGACAACCUCAACGACGGGAGGCUCGACUACUUCUACUGGCUGCUCGCCGUGAUCAGCGCCAUCAACCUCGUCCUCUUCACGUUCGCCGCCAGGGGCUACGUCUACAAGGAGAAGCGCCUGGCCGACGCCGGCAUCGAGCUCGCCGACGAGGAGUCUAUUGCCGUCGGCCACUGA
Molecule: messenger RNA, 1782 nt
Organism: Miscanthus lutarioriparius
Lineage: Eukaryota; Viridiplantae; Streptophyta; Magnoliopsida; Poales; Poaceae
Source: the annotation of a GenBank genome assembly